CUAGCACCUGCGCUGACACACAGGCACGAUGCAGGAGUCAGAGCCCACGGUGUGCCAGCUGCAGCCCAACAUCAUCUCAGUGCGUCUUUUCAAGAGGAAGGUUGGUGGUCUGGGCUUCCUGGUGAAGCAGAGGGUGUCCAAGCCCCCUGUCAUUGUGUCAGACCUGAUUCGUGGCGGAGCAGCAGAAGAGUGCGGCCUGGUGCAGGUGGGCGACAUCGUGCUGGCUGUCAACAACAAGCCCCUGGUGGACCUGUCUUAUGAACGGGCUCUGGAGACGCUGAAGAACGUGUCGCCGGAGAGUCACGCCGUGCUCAUCCUGCGUGGGCCCGAGGGAUACACCACCCACCUGGAAACCACCAUCACCCGAGACGGGCGUCAGCGCACGGUGAGGGUCACACGGCCCACCUUCCCUCUCUCGAAAUCCUAUGAUCAGUGGUCCCCUCUGAGCGCACAAAGCCCAGGGCAGCAGCAGGUCAACAAGGAGGCCCAGCUCAGGGCCAUUGAGAACCUCUCCUCUCCCUCCAUCACCCAGACCCUCCUGCAGAGAGGAGGCGUGCAGGGUCAGGACGGGGACCGCAGUGCCCUCCUGUUCAACGGGCUGGAAGAGAACAACGACCUGCUCAAGGAGAUCGAACCAGUGCUGCGUCUGAUCAAGAACAGCAAGAAGGAGAUCAAUGGAGAAGGCCAGCACAACGGUGCAAGGAGAGAUGAGGAGAUUCAAGUAGGAAGGGAUAAUGAGAAAGUGCGGGACAACAAAAUGGUGGCCGACCACAACGCUGACACAGAUGAGGCCCAGGACAUGACCUCACCCAUAAAGUCUGUGCAGAAUGGCAGCCCCUCUAAAUGCCCCCGCUUCAUGAAGGUUAGGAACUGGGAGACUGGCACCAUCUACAAUGAUGUUCUCCACCAUGGCUCUGGCAAGUUGCCAAUUUGCAGUGAAAAUGUGUGCAUUGGCUCCGUGAUGGUCCCCACUGUUCGCAAACCAGACGAGGUUCGAGGCAAAGAGGAGCUUCUGUCACUGGCCACAGACUUCAUAGACCAGUACUACACCUCCAUCAAAAGGAAUGGAUCCAAGGCUCACGUGGACAGGCUCGAGGAGGUAACUAAGGAGAUUGAAGCUUCAGGAUCUUAUCAACUAAGGGAUACUGAACUGAUUUAUGGAGCCAAGCACGCCUGGAGGAACGCUGCCAGAUGUGUGGGAAGGAUCCAGUGGUCCAAACUACAGGUUUUCGAUGCCAGAGACUGCACAACCGCACAUGGAAUGUACAACUACAUCUGCAACCACAUCAAGUAUGCCACCAACAAAGGCAAUCUUAGGUCAGCUAUUACUAUUUUUCCUCAAAGAACAGACGGAAAGCAUGAUUUCCGCGUGUGGAACAGUCAGCUGAUUCGUUACGCAGGUUACAAACAGCCUGAUGCAAGUAUUCUUGGAGACCCUGCUAAUGUGGAGUUCACAGAGAUCUGCAUGCAGCUGGGAUGGAAAGCUCCGAAGGGUCGAUUUGAUGUCCUUCCACUUCUCCUGCAAGCCAACGGGAAUGACCCUGAGCUUUUUGAGAUCCCUGAAGACCUUGUCCUGGAGGUGCCAAUCACACAUCCAAAAUUUGAGUGGUUCAAAGACCUGGAGCUUAAGUGGUACGGUCUCCCGGCAGUUUCGAGCAUGCUGCUGGAGAUUGGAGGUCUGGAGUUCCCUGGAUGCCCCUUCAGUGGCUGGUACAUGGGCACAGAGAUUGGCGUGAGGGACUUCUGUGACACCUCACGCUACAACAUUCUGGAGGAUGUUGCUGAAAAAAUGGGCUUGGACACCAGGAAGACGUCUUCGCUUUGGAAAGACCAAGCACUCGUGGAGAUUAACAUUGCUGUUCUGUACAGCUUCCAGACCUGCAAGGUGACCAUAGUUGACCAUCACUCAGCCACAGAGUCCUUCAUGAAGCACAUGGAAAAUGAGUAUCGAGUGAGAGGAGGCUGUCCUGGAGACUGGGUGUGGAUUGUGCCUCCAAUGUCAGGAAGUGUCACGCCGGUUUUUCACCAAGAAAUGCUCAACUACCACCUCACUCCGUCCUUUGAGUACCAGCCUGAUCCUUGGAACACCCAUGUGUGGAAAGGAGUCAACGGGACACCAACAAAGAGAAGAGCCAUCGGCUUUAAGAAGCUUGCCAAGGCCGUAAAGUUUUCUGCAAAGCUCAUGGGCCAAGCCAUGGCCAAGAGGGUUAAAGCCACCAUCCUGUUUGCUACAGAAACGGGCAAAUCACAAGAUUAUGCCAAAACUCUCUGUGAAAUCUUCAAGCACGCUUUUGACGCUAAGGUCAUGUCUAUGGAUGAAUAUGAUGUGGUACACUUAGAGCAUGAGACACUUGUUUUAGUGGUGACCAGCACAUUUGGCAACGGUGACCCACCUGAAAAUGGAGAGAAAUUUGGAGCUGCCAUAAUGGAAAUGCGCCACCCCACCUCCAACACAGAAGACAGAAAGAGCUACAAGGUCCGUUUCAACAGCGUUUCCUCUCACUCCGACACUCGGAAGUCGUCCAGCGACGAGCCAGAGGCCAGGAUCAACUUUGAGAGCACUGGACCUCUGGCUAAUGUUAGGUUCUCAGUGUUUGGCCUUGGCUCCAGGGCCUACCCACACUUCUGCGCCUUUGCCCACGCUGUGGACACAUUAUUUGAAGAGCUGGGGGGUGAGCGCAUCCUACGCAUGGGAGAGGGAGAUGAGCUGUGUGGCCAGGAGGAAUCAUUCAGAACAUGGGCCAAGAAAGUUUUUAAGGCUGCCUGCGAUGUGUUCUGUGUCGGCGACGAUGUGAGCAUUGAGAAGGCCAACAACUCCUUGAUCAGUAACGACCGCAGCUGGAAGCAAAGCAAGUUCCGCCUGACGUACACAGCUGAGGCCCCGGCCCUCACAGAAGCGUUAUGCAGCAUCCACAAGAAGAAAGUUUAUGGAGCAAAGAUGAUAGAAGCCCAAAACUUACAAAGCCCCAAAUCCAACCGCUCCACCAUAUUAGUGCGGCUUCACUCAAACAACCACGACAGCCUGAGCUACAAGCCUGGCGACCAUCUGGGCAUCUUCCCUGGCAACCACGAGGACCUGGUAACGGCGCUCAUAGACAAACUGGAGGAUGCUUCACCCGUCAAUCAAAUCAUCAAAGUGGAAUUCCUGGAAGAGAGGAGCACUGCCCUGGGAGUUAUCAGUAACUGGACAAAUGAGACUCGGAUCCCUCCUUGCACCAUUUAUCAAGCGUUCCAGUACUUCCUGGACAUCACCACACCACCGACCCCGGUGCUGCUGCAGCAGUUUGCCGCUCUGGCAACCGACGAGCAACAGAAAAAGAAAUUAGAGCUCCUCAGCAAGGGCUUGCAGGAGUAUGAGGAGUGGAAGUGGUACAAUAACUCCACACUGGUGGAGGUGCUGGAGGAGUUCCCCUCCAUCCAGAUGCCUUCAACUCUGCUGCUCACCCAGCUGCCCCUGCUGCAGCCUCGCUACUACUCCAUCAGCUCCUCCCCUGAUCUGUACCCAGGAGAGAUCCAUCUCACAGUGGCCGUGGUCAAUUAUUGGGCCAGAGGUGGAGAGGGACCCAUUCACCAUGGAGUGUGUUCAUCGUGGCUCAACAGGAUAGAGAAGGGGGAGAUGGUGCCAUGCUUUGUUCGAAGUGCACCAUCUUUCCAACUUCCAAAAGACAACAAAGCACCGUGUAUCUUGGUGGGCCCGGGAACCGGCAUUGCUCCAUUCAGAAGCUUCUGGCAACAGAGACUGUUCGACUUUGAACAAAAUGGGAUCAAGUCGUGCCCCAUGAUCCUGGUGUUCGGUUGUCGACAGUCAGAGAUGGACCACAUAUACAAGGAAGAGACUAUCCAGGCCAGGAACAAAGAUGUGUUUUCAGAGGUCUAUGCGGCUUUUUCUCGAGAACCUGGCAAACCAAAGAAAUACGUUCAAGAUAUUAUGCGUGAACAUCUGGCAGAGAAGGUGUACCAGUGCCUGAGGAAGGAUGGCGGACACAUCUAUGUGUGUGGGGACGUUACGAUGGCUGGAGAUGUCCUCAAGACUGUUCAGCAAAUCAUCAAGCAGCAGGGCAACAUGACUCUAGAAGACGCUGGCUUCUACGUCAGCAAACUUCGAGAUGAGAACCGCUACCAUGAGGACAUCUUUGGCGUCACUUUGCGCACCUAUGAGGUCACCAAUCGGAUUCGCUCAGAGUCCAUCGCCUACAUUGAGGAGAACAAAAAAGACUCUGAUGAGGUUUUCUGCUCGUAGGUUGAUGAAUCGAGAGCUUUCUGAAAACAACCAAUCUGAAGGACAC
This is a messenger RNA of Nematolebias whitei (Rio pearlfish), 4286 nucleotides long. It is a transcript of the gene nos1, whose product is annotated as nitric oxide synthase 1 (neuronal). The record is from RefSeq and is a predicted model, not a curated record. Gene Ontology annotation, molecular function: FMN binding; calmodulin binding; flavin adenine dinucleotide binding. The transcript is spliced from 28 exons. Gene Ontology annotation, biological process: nitric oxide biosynthetic process. Lineage: Eukaryota; Metazoa; Chordata; Actinopteri; Cyprinodontiformes; Rivulidae. The coding region runs from base 29 to 4240 and encodes 1403 amino acids.